AUGGCCCGUGGGUGCGUCUGCAGGGUCCCCCAGCUUAGCAUGACCCAUGUGUGGCACGGAGAUGUGGCAAAAGGGAUUUGCCCAAAUGCAGUAUAUCUCCGCAUCGCUACUCGUAAUGCAGAACAUAUUACCCUAAGCUUUUUUCUCCGUGCUUCAACUCCGCAACACCUGGAAACUUCAUUACUAAAGAUGAUGGAGGUUCAGACCCAAAACGACAAGCCGCGCGUCUCGGCGGCGGCCCAAGAAUCCGCUGGCCAAAAGAGGAAAAGGCUGAGGGCAGUAAUUGUUUGCACCUAUUGCCGUCGCCGCAAAGUCAAAUGUGACAAGCAGCUGCCUUGCUCCAACUGUGUCAAGGUGGGCAUCGCCGACACUUGUACAUACGACUCACACACGGACAAGAAGGGGAAAGACAAAUACGAAAUGGAGCUUGCACUACCUUUGGGCCAGCAGCCCUUGGAUCUGGUGGCUAAAGAAGCCAACAUUGGCGUGUCUGGUCAGUUUGCGGUGGCGUCGGGCGCUGGAACAGCCAAGUCGGCGCAAAAUGGACCCAAGCGCAUAAGGAGCGAGAAGGGCCUCACUGCUCUGGCUCCCAGUUCAGCAUACUCGGCUGCGAGCAGCCACGAACAGAGUGCUGGGAAUCUAGCGUAUGGGACCACGAACAGAGCUCCGAGCGGCCCGAUCAUGGGGCCUCUGAACGGCGCGCCGCAUGUUAGCGGUGUUUCGCCGGCUGGCAGUGUUCCAAAUUACGGCGAGCCCAACGCAUCAUCCACAGCUAGUAUGAGCUCGGCCUCUGGGGCCACGACAAACUUCACAUCUCCAUCGACGUAUUCUGGCGGUGGACAAACACCGGGCUAUGCUGGCUUUGAGCGGCCGGCCAACUCCACCAUCAAGACUAUGCCGAGAUCUCGCGUGGAUCUAAAGCAGGCCGAUACCCAAACGAUAGAAACGCAAAAGUCGGAGAUCGAGGUGUUGAAACAAAGACUCCAGCAAAUAGAAAAGACCUUGAUGGGGUCACCCAAGUCUCUUCCGGCACUUUCCGCCCAGCCCAAUGCCUUCCCUCCAAUGCCCAUGCAACCUUCUGCUCCACCUUCUCUGCAAUUGCAAUAUCAAGGACCGCCACAACCAUCGUCCAUGCAGCCUUUAGGCGUCCAACCGGCGCCGUUCCAGCUUGGUCAGCGCCCCUCAUACUAUCCGGGCAUGACUCCAGGCACGAUACCCAUGCCAAGCUCGUCGGCUUUUACGCCGCUAUCGCAGCGUAACUCGUUUUCGGAGGAUCCAAUGUUGGCAAUGCUUCCGCCUCUCAAUUCGAACCUCAAGCGUUCCGGCGGCUCCCAGUCUCCAUUGCAGGCUAAUCUGGUUGGUCCCUUUCCCCAAAGCGUCAAGCCAGCUGCUAGCGAAAGCUCGUCUGCGACGGGAUGCGAAUCGGCUUGCAACGCAACUUCAACCGCUUGUAACACCUCGCCUGCCACCACAGAAACGCCACCGAAGCUCACAAUUGAAAAUCCGAAAGCUGAGGAUUUCUUGAUUGGCGUGAACAUCUACAGCAAUGCGAGUGAUACCAUCAACUUCUACGAAAACUACUCCUCUCUCCAUUUCAAGGACAAUCUUCGCCGCAGCAACUUUGGCCCUUUUGCCUGGACGUCGCUCAUGAAGCGAGAUUACGGCUUGCGUCUUAUUUGGGAUCAUAUCAUUGCACAAAAGCAAAGCACCAAGGAUGACUCCAGUGCCCUAGCCUUUCCGCAACAAACAAACGAGAUCACCGCAGAAAAUACAAAUACCAUCUUACAUGCCGACAAGUCGGAGCUUCUGGAAAAACAAUUCCGCAAGCGUGCUCUUCAAGCGGAUGGCUACGAAGAUAUCGUCCCUUACAACACGAUUCUUGAAGCGAAAAAGGAGCGUGACAUCCAAAAACAGACGUUGAACCAAUCUACGUUGCCGUUGGGUUUGACCUUCUAUGACGGUCAGAUUGACAGGGAGCUUCAGCUUAUAGAGAAAGUUCGUGUUGUUCUCCCCAAAAAGAGAGUCAUAUGGAAACUUAUAGCUCGUUUUUUCAAAUGUGUCUAUUCUUAUUUCCCUUUCUUGGACGAGGAAUACUUUAGGCGAGACGUUUCGAGGAUCAUUGGGCCAGAAUCUUAUGAGGACGAGCUGGUCCCCGACAUCAAGAUUGAAAGAAAGCUCGACUUGGCCACCGUGGGCAUUCUCUUGAUUGUUUUGAGACUUGCGUACCUUUCUGUCUUUUCGAACAACACAGAGCUAAACGAGCAAAUCUUGCGCAGCGAAGCUCCAACCCUUGAAGUGCAGAGUAUCAAAUGUUUGAUGUUGAACCCAAUUAACAUCAACAUUAUUGACGUUGCAGAGCUCUGUUUCGAACAGUUCAAACUACUCAGAAGAUCGAACUUCACUGUCCUUCAACUAGCAUUGUACAUCCGGUUGUACCACACAUAUGCGCCAGAAGACGGCGAUGGAGCAGAUGGUGGUGACUCUCAGGUCCUAAAUGCAGUGUUGAUUCAAAUGGCAUAUUCCUUGGGUCUUAACAGGGAACCUGAUGAACAAUGCACAGACUUGAAAAUCAACAAUCUCUCGAGGAAGAUUUGGAGCUACUUGACUUUAGCAGAUCUUCAUCUUGCCUACGCUUUUGGCAAUCCAAUGAGCAUUGAUACCAUGUAUGCGGAUGUAAAACCGCCUCUUUAUAUUCCAGGAGGCGAAAAUCUCCUUGACAAGGAAGCAGAUCGCCUUAUAGUUGAUCGUUUCAACACAUGUACAUUUUGGUAUCCGGACAUUCGAAGGAUAUUGAAACUUACGCUUAAUGUCAAUGGUAGAGUUCCUUUACCUGAAUUAUGCUCGUUGUUAUCUAAUGCCGAGUUGGACUGGUUUCAAAAAUGUGGUACUCUUUCAGAAGCCCUCAAAUGUGGAGGAUUAGGUGUUAAGUCUACUGUCGAAAGAAAUUACACCGUCAAGAUUUAUCUUGCGUUGAGGGUGUCAUUCCUCGCCAUAUUCUUCCACAUUUUUCUCCAUUAUGAACGGAAGAAUGACCACGUUUCCUUCUUCUACUUGAAAAAAUGUUUGCUCAUUACUACUGCUGAUAUCAUGCCUCACUAUGAGACUCUCUUGUGCAAGAGUGAAGUUGUCAGUGAUAUGAUUAUCAACCCUACUCUUGAAAUGGCUGUGCACAAGGCAAACAUUAUAUACCUUGCGGCCAUUAUUCGUGUUAACUUUGCCGUGUAUCACUUGAGACAAUCUUCAGAGCACGACCAAAGAUGCAAAAAUGAUAAGCAAUACUUGACAUACUUCCAAAAAUUGUGCCAACUCUCGUCUUGUCUUACUAGAGCAAGUGAGUACAGUAUUUCGGCCAUUUCCAAAAUCAGCAACCGGUACUACUACGCUUGGAGGAUUACCAAAGGUCAAACAUUCAUGUUGAAGACUGUAACGUCGACACAAUUCUAUGAGUCAAAUUACCACGCCGCCUACCUGCUAUACUCAACAAGGUUUUCUUGUCAACAGAUUGAUGAGUUGAUCUGCAUUUGUGAAACCACUUUAAGCAAGUUCCGCCACACAGAAUUCAGAACUUAUGGGUUUUCGAGGGAAGUGAACGACCAGUUGGUCAAAUGUCAGCAGUAUUCGUGUGACCCAGUACGCAACGCAAGCAAUUCCAGCGAAUCUACUAGUACUAGUGGCUUCAGUGCCAGUACUGAUUCUAUCUCCACCGAUGACCCUACUAACCGGGUGACCAAUACGGAAGUUGACAAAUUGUGGUUGCAGCUCCUUUCGAUGAAGCAUGAUCAGCUUUUCAAUGAGGAUUACCGUGAAGCGCCCGAGGUGAUGGUGACAAAUGGGAACGGCACAACCAACAAACCCGUUAGUCAGAAUCACGAGGCGAAUGCUGGAGCGGCGACAACAAACGAUUUUGCUCGCUUUGGUUACGACAUGGAGAUGGAGAACAGAUAUGACUGUUUCAGUGACCUCCCAUUUGAUCAGGUAUUUAAUUUCUAG
Messenger RNA from Clavispora lusitaniae ATCC 42720, 3990 nucleotides. RefSeq names its product Fungal Zn(2)-Cys(6) binuclear cluster domain family protein. Lineage: Eukaryota; Fungi; Ascomycota; Pichiomycetes; Serinales; Metschnikowiaceae. Gene Ontology annotation, cellular component: nucleus. Gene Ontology annotation, molecular function: RNA polymerase II cis-regulatory region sequence-specific DNA binding; zinc ion binding; DNA-binding transcription factor activity, RNA polymerase II-specific. Gene Ontology annotation, biological process: DNA-templated transcription; positive regulation of transcription by RNA polymerase II. The record is from RefSeq and is a predicted model, not a curated record.